Messenger RNA from Balaenoptera acutorostrata (minke whale), 1687 nucleotides. RefSeq names its product tektin 3 (gene TEKT3). Gene Ontology annotation, cellular component: microtubule cytoskeleton; sperm flagellum; nucleus. Lineage: Eukaryota; Metazoa; Chordata; Mammalia; Artiodactyla; Balaenopteridae. The transcript has 8 exons. The record is from RefSeq and is a predicted model, not a curated record. Gene Ontology annotation, biological process: cilium movement involved in cell motility; cilium assembly. The coding region runs from base 108 to 1577 and encodes 489 amino acids.
GCGGGUUGUAGUUUGUGGGGCUGCGACCCCUUCCCGCCCACGCCCGCUUCCCUGCCCCUCGCCCGGCACCGCCGACAGGAGAGAUUUACAAAUAGUGCUUGAGCAUCAUGGAGCUUCUAGGUUCUACUUUAGCGGCAACUUAUGCCCACCCUAGACCAACACCAGCCAACUUCCUACCAGCCAUCAGUGCCAUGGCCUCAAGCUAUAGGGACUGCUUCCCCCACUGCAAUCUGACCCGUAGUCUGAGCCUGCCUUGGAGACCAAGCACGUACUACAAAGCAGCCUCCAACUCGCCAGCCUUGGACCCGUACUGCACCAGAUCUCAGAGGGUGUCCGAGAGCACCACGCUUCCCUUUGUUUCCAACAGAACCACACUCUUGACCAGGUAUACUCCCGAUGAUUGGUACAGGUCCAACUUAACCAACUUUCAAGAAUCCAACGCUUCCCGACACAAUUCAGAGAGACUAAGGAUAGAUACAUCUCGCUUGAUUCAAGACAAAUAUCAACAAACGAGAAAAACCCAGGCAGACUCCACCCAAAAUCUGGGAGAACGAGUCAACGACAUAGGAUUUUGGAAAUCUGAAAUCACUCAUGAGUUGGAUGCAAUGAUUGGAGAGACAAAUGAACUAACCGAUAUUAAGAAAAAACUGGAGAGGGCUUUGAUGGAGACAGAAGCCCCUCUUCAGGUAGCCCGGGAAUGUCUAUUUCAUCGAGAGAAGAGAAUGGGAAUCGAUCUAGUUCAUGAUGAAGUGGAAACAGAGUUGCUGAUGGAGGUUGAUAUUAUUCUGUGUUGUCAAGAAAGGAUGAAGCUGCAUUUGGACAAGGCCAUUGCCCAACUAGCAGCCAACAGAGCUUCCCAGCACGAGCUGGAGAAGGACCUGAGUGGCAAACAGGCGGCCUACCGCAUCGACGAUAAAUGCCACCACCUGCGAAACACGUCGGACGGCGUCAGCUACUUCCGCGGAGUGGAGAGGGUGGAUGCCAUGGUCUCAGUGCCCGAGUCCUGGGCCAAAUUAACCGACGACAAUAUUCUUCGCUCCCAGAGCGAGCGAGCUGCCUCUGCGAAACUAAGAGACGACGUCCAGAACCUGCUGGUGGUGACAGCCAACGAGAUGUGGAAUCAGUUCAACAAAGUGAACCUGGCUUUCACCAGCCGCAUUGCUGAGACUGCAGAUGCUAAAAAUAAGAUUCAGAUUCACCUCGCAAAGACCCUGCAGGAGAUUUUCCAGACGGAGAUGACCAUCGAAUCCAUCAAGAAGGCCAUCAAGGACAAGUCUGCCUUCCUGAAGGUGGCUCAGACCAGGCUGGAUGAGCGUACGCGGAGGCCCAACAUAGAGCUCUGCAGAGACAUGGCUCAGCUGCGCCUGGUUAACGAGGUGUACGAGGUGGACGACACCAUCCAGACGCUGCAGCAGCGCCUGAGGGACGCGGAGGACACCCUGCAGUCGCUGGUCCACAGCAAGGCCACCCUGGAGCACGACCUGGCGGUCAAAGCCAACUCCCUGUACAUCGACCAGGAGAAGUGCGUGAGCAUGCGCAGGAGCUUCCCCAGCGCCCGGCGGCUGGCGGGCUUCUGAUAGGGCCCCCUCCCCUGGACCAGGUGUGACGCUCCCCAAGGAAGGCGGAACCCGGGCGCCGCGCGCACGCGCGCACUUACACGAGGGCUGAUCUAUAUUCACUUAUUAAA